Molecule: messenger RNA, 5340 nt
Organism: Tetrahymena thermophila SB210
Lineage: Eukaryota; Ciliophora; Oligohymenophorea; Hymenostomatida; Tetrahymenidae
Exons: 8
Source: RefSeq, a predicted model, not a curated record
AUGUUUAGAAACUACAAAUUGCUAUUUGCAACCAUUUAUGCUUUGCUGAUUUAAUUAAAGGUAUGCAGAGAUAUAGUCUUCAAUCCAAAUCCGAUGACAGAUUUAAAUAUCUUUAAAUUAAGAAAAUAAAAUACAUACUUAUCUGCGAUAAGUGAGGACAAUUAAUUUGCAUUUAUUUCAGCCAGGGACGGAGGAGUGUUCGUAGCUUCUUUAGCAAACAUGAUCUAACCAACAAUUAUUAGUAAUAUUCCUACUUUAUAGUCUUAAUACUUAUACGUUAAAAAGGAUGUUUUAUUUAUUGGAGAUCUAAUUGAUGGACUACUGAUAUACAAUAUAUCAAAUGCUUAUAAUCCCGUUUUGAUUUCUAAGUGGUAAGUAUAUUUACAUAUAUAAGCAGUAGUAGCAACCUAAGAUUUAAAAUAUGCUUUUGCUCUUGGAAACGGUAUAGUAUUCUGCAUUGAUAUAACUGAUCUAAAGAACCCAAAAACUAUAUCUAAAAAUGGAGUACAGUCAUCAAAUUCUCUUAAAAUGAGAUUGAGCACUGACGAAACUCAUUUAUGUGUUUCUAAUUUACUUUAUGGUUUAUAAAUAAUUGAUAUCAGAUAAAAGUAGAACAUGAUUGUGAGGGUAAAUUAAAAUCCUGUUUUUGUAAUUUGGGAUUUCAUGUUCACACCUGACUAAAAUUCAGUAUAUGCUGUUGAUGCUUAUUAUGGACUUUUUUAGGCUGAUGUUAAACAAAUUUUUUAAUUACCAGAAGCAUCUAAAGAUUUAGUAAACCUAAAGUUUAUUCCUAUAUAUUCUUCACCUUAAGCCUAGGAAAGUGUUGACAUGACUUCAGAUGGUCUCUUUUUAAUAUUAGGUCUCCGCAGUAUAGGUUUAAUAUUAUUUAAGAUAGAGAACCAAAACUACUAAAGUCCUGUCUUUGUAUAAAGAAUAAAUAGUUUUUACCUAUCUAAUAAUGUUUACUUUUCAAAAAAUAAUAAUGAAGCAUAUCUAUUUGUUACGAAUGGAUUGUCUUUACAAAUUUUUAAAUAAGUAACAAUAAAUACAAACAAAGAUUUUCCUAAUAUUUAUAAUACAUUUUAGUCAUCUUUGACACAUUUGUCCCCAGCUUACUUCCCUUGGUAAAUUAUAUGCUUAAGCAAUAGUAAAUAUAUUAUUGAAACAAAUAGCAAUUAUGGCUUGAAAAUAUUUAAUAUCUAAGACAAUUAUUUACCUAAAUUAGAAUCUUCAAUACCUAUAAUUAAAGGGGAGUUUGGAGGUAUCUAAGUAAAUUAGCAGCUUGAUAUUUUAUAUGUAGGAGCUUAGCAAGAUGGUCUAUUGAUUUAUAAUAUAAGCGAUGUUUCUAAUGUUUAGCUUAUAAAUUAAUUUACUCCACUGGAUCCUCAUUAUUUCAGCAAUGCUAUAAAUGGAGUAACUUACAACUAAAAAAAUAAUUUUAUUGUUGUUUCAAGUGGGUAUUAUGGAUUUUCUGUGCUAAAUGUAACCAGUGAAAGUACAGUAUAAUAAAUAGGUAUAUUUAUUAACAAGUAAUUUGCAUGCAGCUUCGAAAAGUGUUAAAUAACUAAUGACACUACCACAAUAAUUUGUGCUUGCCGUGAGAUAGGAUUGAUUUUCUUUGAUUUUACUAACUAAAAACUCUAAUAAUCUUACUUGUUGGCAAAACUUGGAGCUGAAUAUUUAAUUCUUUCUUAAAAUGAUAAAUAUGCUUUUGUUUGUUUUGGAUUUAUGGGUCUUCUAAUCGCUGAUAUUUAAAAUAAAUAUUCCCCUAAAAUUUUAAGCGUUUAACCUCUUGAUGGUUGGGCAUAAAGUGUAAUGCCCAUAUUUAACGAGCGAUACUUAUUAGUUACUUAGAUUGAAAAGGGAUAUUUAGUUGUUGUAAACAUUGAAGAUUUAUAAAAUCCUUAUAUUCAAUCUAAGCUUUAGUUCCCAAAUGAAAAUUGCAAUAGCGUCUGCAUAACUCCAGAUUAGCAUAGCGCAUAUAUGAUAGGUAAUAGUGGUUUGAGGUAUAUUCCCCUAGAUACUAAUUUAGUUCUUCAUACUUAAAUUUAAGUAUAAUAACUUGAUGAAAAAGGUAAUAUUUUCUAUCAAGAUUUAGCAAUAGGUUAAAGCUUGUAAGUAGGCUAAAUGGCACAAGUAUUUUUUGUUCCUUUGUUUAUUUAAAGUUAAGUAAAAAUACAAAAUGCUUAUUACUAUAGAAACUUUCAAAUGCAAGUACUUCCUUUUUGGAUUACUUUUUACUCUCAAACCUAAAAUCUUGAAAUAUAAGUUGAUAAAACUGGGGCAGUAAAUACAUUUUCUAAUGAAGUGAAAGGAGAAAACAUUAUUGUCUUGUAAUGCUUGAUUUCUCUAAAUUCCGAUAAUUUUAUUACUCCUAAUAUAAAUAAAGAUUUAUCAUAAUAAAUAUAUACUAGCCUCGUUAAUUAAGGCUAUUUAGAUAACUAAGGCUAUCUUACUCCUAAAUUAGAUCCCACUAUAAUAUUCAAUUUAGACUUUUUUGACAACUCAAGUUUCACUGAAGCUAAUGUUGGAACUCCAUAACAAAUACAACAAAUCUAAAAUGAUAUUAAAUAGGUUCUUGUUUUCUCAUAAGUUUAGUAUCCAAUUAGAUUUUUCGUAUAAAGCUCUUUAUUUUUUAAUUAUUAAAAUGUCACAGCUAAUACUACUAAUAGCAUUAUCUCUACUCCUUCUCUGCAAAUAAAUGUUUUGAUUCAAAUUGUUUCUUAAGGUAAAUUUGUAAAAAGGUAGCUUGAUGGAGUUAUAGCUUCUUUUUCUGAUGACUAAACUAGUCUUCAGAUACAAGGUUAAACUUAGUACGUAAAUCAGAUAAUAGGCUAAAAUUUAUAGAUAUCAAAUUUCACUUAAAAUUUAACUGAAUGUAUUUUAGAAUUUAUAAUUUCAGAUUCGAGUAAUUAUGAAAUUUCUAAAUAAAUACCUCUCUCUAACUUGUCAUUUAUCAAUAUUUACUCUCCAAUCGAGGUUUUUUAACAAAACAAUUUAUAAAUCCAGUUUAAUAAAUAGUUUGCUAAUGGAAAUCUAUAAGUAGAAUCAAGAUUCCAGUUUGCUUUUGAUAUAAGUACUUUUAAAUAAAAAGACAAUUUACCUAUUACUUAUAAGGCCUAUAUAGUUGAAAUAGAUGGUUCUCUAACAUAAAUUACCACUGGAAGUUGGAUUGAAUUCAAUGAUUUUAACUUAGGAUUUAGUGGUUAAAAAACAAUAAGCGCAAUGUUUUCAUCUUAUAGGGUAAGAAUCGUUGCAGCAGAUAGUUAUUCAACAGUAUAUGAUGAGUUUGUUUUUGAGUUUACUUAGAUUCCAUUUCUUUAUGUGGUAUAGCUUAUAAUCCAAAUUGUGGGUCCUAUUCUUGGAAUUUUUGGUAUUUGGAAAUAUAGAUCAGAAAUUUACACAUUUUUCAUGGAGAGAUUUUAUCUUUAUAGCAACGAAUGCGCUAUUGUUGGAGAAGUUUAUAAGAAGUAAAUCAUUUUAAUGAAUGAAGUGUGGGAAGAAACAGAAAAGCUUUGGAAAUUAUUUAUAUCAAUCAAUAAAGGAUUUGGUAACAAGUUAUUGUAAGAAUACAAAAAAGAAAAGACCAUUAACCUUUAAUCUGUCAUUAACAGGCUAUUUUAGGUUUAUACAGAAUACUAGAAGAAGUUUCCUAAUAUUGAUCACAGAGAAUUUGAGUUCGAUGACAGCAGACUUACUAGAGUGGUAAAGAGAUUUUGCUAUGAGUUCAUAUUAUAAAAAGAUAAAAAUACAAAAAAAAUACUAAAUCACCUAAAAAAAAUUGGAUCAAAAACUUAUAGGAACAAAGAUUGGUAUAAAUAAUUUGCUAUAAUUAAUUACAAAUUCGAGGUUUCAAACAAUAAAGUAGUGCUAAAAAAUUCAAAAGAAAAUUAAGAUGUCUCCAAAAGCCCUUAACUUCUUUAGCGAUAAAAUUCUAAACUUAAUUAAAUAGAUAGCCAAAAUAUUUCUUUAGAUUUAAAGAAAGAAAUUUCAUUUAAAAGUAAUGAUUAGGAAAAAAUUAAUGAAUAAAAUGGUUAAACUGAUAGAAAUUCUAUUUAAAAUGUACUCAAAUAACGUUCAAACGAAUUUACAUCCAACAAUGUAAACACUAAAGAUCAAAUUGCAGAAUUUGAUAGUUAUGGCUUGAAAAUGGCUCCUUUAUCUAAUCCAUAAAGUUAGCAUAUGUUAUAUUCCCCAAGAAUAAAUAUGGAAGAUAAUUUAAUUGAUUUAAAAAGAGAAGAUAACCUCACUCUAGAUGAAGAGGAGGAUGAAGAGAAUUUAAAUCCCUUUCCUGAAAUAAUCAUUAAAACAGAUUUAAUUUAAUUUAUUACUAACACUUAAUAUCCAAAUUUAAAUUUUGAUAUGCAAUUGUUGAAAGAAAUUAUGAUCUUAGAAAUAUCUGGAAUUGAAAUGGGUGGACCGAAUAGAAUAAACCCAACUACAGGUGAAAGUUUACAUUUAUUUUCCCACUAGCUAUUAAGUGUUGAAGCCUUCAAAAGAGACAAUGAAGAUACAACAUGUUAUUGCUUUAAAAAAUUUUUCAAAGCUAACUACAGUCCUAUUGGUUUAAAUUAAAAUAACCCCCUUCCUCAAUGGUUAAACUGUUAAAUUAUAAAUGGUAUUAUUCAUAUUUGGGGAACACCUAAAUCAAAUGAUGAGCCAGAAAUAUUGGUUAAAAUUGUGGAUUAAUUGACAUUCACAAUUUUAAGUUAUCAUCUCUACAUUAAAGAUAAAGAAGGUAUUGAUCUCAAAGAUAAAAGAAAGAGUACAAUUUUUCAAACAAAUAAAACUAAUUUAGAUGCGAAUUAAAAUUCAAAAAAAAUGAAAUCUAAAAAACUACCUUAAAACCAAAUUACAAGUUAAGGAAGCUAAAUAAGUUAGUAAAAUAUUUAUGAGUCUCAGAGAGAGAAUAAAAUAAAAGGAUAUAUUACUUCAAGGUUAAGUAGAUUUUCUAAAGAUUUAUCAGCUUCUUAAAGGCUUUAAAUUAAUUAAGCUGAACUUUUAAAGAAUUAAACAGCUUAAUAAUAGAUUGAUAAAGAGUUUGAUUCUUCAAAACAAUAAAAAUCUGAUUCUAAUACUGAAUAGGAAGUUAUUUUUGCAAGAGAAUAACCUUAUUUAGAAAAUCUCUAAAUAAAUUAAUAGUGUAAUAGAUUAAGCUCUUUUAAAAAGGAUCAAAUAAAAAAUCAAAAUGACAUUCAAUCUAAGAUGUCUAAUUAAAUUGAAGAAGAUAAGACCAUAGAUGAAGAAGAAGAAAGAGGAAGAGAUUAUGAUGAAACACCAAAUAAUGGAAAUUAAAUGUCUUAGUAAGUAGCUAUAACUAACUAUUAAGCAGGAAAAUGA